UGUGGCCUGGAACAUGAACAUGGCUGUGCUGUGAUUGUGAAUACCGACCGAGUCUUCUUCGGCUAAUUAGAGAAGACGAUACAAACCAAAGCCCACUCACUAUAAAACCACACUCCAAACAAUCCGCCGUCCUCCUCCUUUCCCUUAACCACACUCUCCCUCCUCCAGCCACCGCCGCCGCCGCCGCGCUCAUACAAAAACCUCUUCCCCAAAACCCUCCUACGCUCGAGAAUCCCGUGCUCACGCCCUCGACGCUUUGAGAUUGCGCGCUGAGUCAUUGUCGCCUAUCCUCCAUUGCUGUUUAGCUGCGGCGCUGAUUGAUUGGGCUUGUGGAUUGGAAAGUGACUUGUAUUUUGUUCAGCGUGCUUUUCAUUGGAUAAAGUAGGUUGCAGGGUUAAGAUGGCAGGAAAGUCGAAUAAGGGGAAGAACCGAAAAGGAUCACAGGCAAGUGCUACAAAUUUGUCAGAGCAGGUCGCCUCUGCGAGUUCUUCUCAGGCAAAUGGAGAUGAAAGCUCAAGCAAAUCAGUGGACACAGAGUUAGAAGUGAAGGGAGAGGAUAAUGGAUCUGUGGAGCAUCCGCCAAAGCAAGAUGGUCAACUUUAUCCUGUUUCUGUGAAAACGCAAGGAGGUGAUAAGCUUGAUUUGCAGUUGAGUCCUGGGGACACUGUAAUGGAUAUUCGGCAAUUUCUUCUUGAUGCCCAAGAGACAUGCUAUGUUACUUGCUAUGAUUUGUUACUGCAUACAAAGGAUGGCUCAAUUCAUCAUUUAGAAGAUUACAAUGAAAUCUCUGAAGUUGCUGAUAUUACUUCCGGGAGCUGCCAUUUGGAAAUGGUUUCUGCAUUAUAUGAUGAUCGAUCCAUCAGGGCCCAUGUUCAGAGAACUAGAGAUUUACUCGCUCUUUCUUCAUUAAAUACCUCUCUGUCGACAACCCUUGCAUUACGCCAUGAUACAAAUCAAAAUACAUCUGCUACUUCAGGAGAUGCUGUGAAAAUUGAAGUUCCAGAACUUGAUAACUUGAGUUUUAUGGAAAGCAACACCGCUUCGCUCACUAAUUUGCUAUCUUCUCCCCGAGAAGGGAUGAAAUGUGUUGACAGUAUUGUGUUCUCUUCUUUUAAUCCUCCUCCAAGCCACAGAAGGCUAUCUGGAGACUUGAUUUAUUUGGAUGUUGUGACACUGGAAGCAAAUAAAUAUUGUGUCACUGGAACAACUAAAUCCUUCUAUGUCAAUUCGAGCUCAGGCGAUAUACUUGAUCCAAGGCCACACAAAGCUGCAUAUGAAGCAACAACCCUUGUUGGACUUCUGCAAAAGAUCAGCUCCAAGUUCAAAAAAGCUUUUCGCGAAAUUUUGGAGCAGAAGACCUCUGCGCAUCCAUUUGAAACCGUCCAAGCUCCAUUGCCACCAAAUACCUGGCUUGGCUUAUAUCCUGUCCCAGAGCACAAGCGCGAUGCAGCCAGAGCCGAAAAUUCUGUGACACUUUCCUUCGGAAGUGAAUUGAUUGGCAUGCAGAGAGAUUGGAAUGAAGAGUUGCAGGCUUGCCGGGAGUUCCCACAUGACUCAUACCAGGAAAGGAUAUUGAGGGAUAGAGCUCUUUACAAAGUUACUUCGGAUUUUGUGGAUGCUGCAAUUAGCGGAGCCAUUGGAGUGAUUAGCAGAUGCAUUCCACCUAUUAACCCAACUGAUCCAGAGUGCUUUCAUAUGUAUGUCCAUAACAACAUAUUCUUCAGUUUUGCUGUUGACUCUGAUCUUGAGCAAUUGUACCAUAAGGUACCAGAUAAUCCCUCGAACAUUGAAAAUCCAGCCUCAUCACAAGAGUCUUUUGAGACUAAAGAGAACAAUCUGCCACAAGGAAAUUCUGCAGUUUCAGAUUUGACUGGUUCUCGCAUUUUAGAUACAGAAAACAUCAAUGCCACAGAGUCAUUGAAUCCUGGGGUGAAUGCAGAGACACAGUUAUCUGAAAGCGAGCAAGCUUCAUAUGCAAGUGCUAACAAUGACUUAAAAGGCACUAAGGCAUACCAGGAAGCUGAUGUUCCUGGAUUAUACAAUCUUGUGAUGGCCAUAAUUGAUUAUAGAGGUCAUAGAGUGGUGGCACAGAGUGUGUUGCCCGGGAUCCUUCAAGGUGACAAGUCAGAUUCCCUUCUGUAUGGUUCUGUUGACAAUGGCAAGAAAAUAUGCUGGAGUGAUGACUUCCAUUCCAAGGUUCUGGAAGCUGCCAAACGUCUUCAUAUUAAAGAGCACAGCGUGCUUGAUGGAUCUGGUAAUGUUUUUAAGCUAGCUGCACCAGUGGAGUGCAAGGGCAUUGUUGGAAGUGAUGACAGACAUUAUCUUUUGGACUUGAUGAGAGUCACCCCCCGUGAUGCAAACUACACUGGACCAGGAUCAAGAUUUUGUAUUUUGAGGCCGGAGCUAAUAACUGCUUUCAUCCAUGCUGAAGCUGCUGAGAAGUCGAACUCAGGGUGUGGAUCUGGAGAGAAUCCUGCACCCAGUGCUUCAUUGGGAGUCAGUAAUACUGACAAACCAGUGAAAGAGGAGGAACAUUCCGCAUCAGUAAGUGACUCAAAGGAUACUACGGAUGCCAUAAACCACAAGCCUCCUGAAAGUGGCUCUCACAGUAACAGUGAAGAUGCAAGCACACCUAUACUCUUCAAUCCUAAUGUUUUUACUGAAUGUAAACUUUCUGGAAGUCCUGAGGAAAUAGCUGCAGAUGAGGAAAAUGUGCGGAAAGCAAGUCUGUAUCUUAAAGAUGUUGUACUACCUAAAUUCAUCCAUGACCUUAGCACCCUUGAAGUCUCACCAAUGGAUGGACAAACUUUAACUGAAGCACUUCAUGCACAUGGUAUCAAUGUUCGCUACAUUGCAAAAAUAGCAGAAGGGACCAGACAUAUGCCUCAUCUAUGGGAUCUGUGUUCCAAUGAGAUUGUUGUCAGAUCUGCGAAGCAUAUUGUCAAGGAAAUCCUGAGAGAUACAGAGGAUCAUGAUCUUGGCCAUGCGAUUGCUCAUUUGUUUAACUGUUUCCUAGGAAAAGUUGAAACUGUUUCUGCUAGAGGUGGUGCAAAGAGCACACCCUCCAAAACCCACAGAAAGGUUAAUGCAGAACAUGCUGCUUCUCGAAAAUCUUCCAAAGGACAAAGUAAAGUAAGAAGUGGGGCACUUUUGAGAAAGAAACAGUCCUUGUCUACAAGUAUGACCUCCGAAAGUUUAUGGACCGACAUUAGUGAAUUUGCGAAACUGAAGUACCAGUUUGAUUUGCCUGAAGAUGCAAGGGAUCGGGUGAAAAAAAUCUCCGUCAUAAGAAAUCUUUGCCAAAAGGUUGGAAUUACCAUUGCUGCUCGUACAUAUAAUUUCGAUGCUGUAGCCCCUUUCCAGGUUGCCGAUAUAUUGAAUAUCCAACCAGUUGUGAAGCAUUCUAUUCCACUCUGCUCGGAAGCCAAGAAUAUGGUAGAAACUGGAAAAGUUCAAUUAGCUGAGGGGAUGCUUAGCGAGGCAUUCACACUAUUUUCUGAAGCGUUCAAUAUUCUUCAGCAGGUUACAGGUCCAAUGCAUCGAGAGGUUGCAAAUUGUUGCCGUUACUUAGCCAUGGUCUUAUACCAUGCUGGAGAUAUGCCUGCAGCAAUAUUGCAACAGCACAAGGAACUAAUUAUCAAUGAACGCUGCCUUGGACUGGACCACCCUGACACAGCUCACAGUUAUGGGAACAUGGCUCUGUUCUACCAUGGCCUCAACCAGACAGAGCUUGCUUUGCAUCAUAUGUCACGAGCUUUGCUUUUGUUAAGUUUGUCUUCUGGCCCAGAUCACCCUGAUGUUGCUGCUACUUUUAUAAACGUUGCAAUGAUGUAUCAAGAUGUGGGAAAGAUGGACACGGCCCUAAGAUAUUUGCAAGAAGCCUUAAAAAAGAACGAGAGGCUGCUAGGAGAAGAACAUAUACAAACUGCUGUGUGCUAUCAUGCUUUGGCAAUUGCAUUUAACUCUAUUGGAGCCUUCAAGCUUUCCUACCAGCAUGAAAAGAAAACAUAUGAUAUUCUUGUAAAACAACUUGGAGAGGACGACUCUAGGACAAAGGACUCAUUGAACUGGAUGAAAACAUUCAAGAAGAGUGAACUGCAGAUGACUGCACAGAAACAAAAAGGUCAGGCUGUAAAUGCUGCUUCUGCUCAGAAGGCCAUUGACUUAUUAAAGGCUCACCCGGACCUGAUGCAGGCAUUUCAAGCAGCAGCCGUUGCAGGGGGCUCUGCCACUUCUGGCACCUCCGCAAGCAAAUCAUUUAACAGUGGCAUUGUUGGAGAAACACUCCCUCGUGGGAGGGGUGUCGAUGAAAGAGCAGCCAGAGCUGCUGCAGAAGUGAGAAAAAAGGCAGCAGCGAGGGGCCUUGCCUUGCGCCCACACAGCGUGCCCGUGCAGGCUGUGCCACAAAUUACUCAGCUACUCAACAUGAUAAAUUCAGGGGCGACUGCAGAUGUUGAUGGGGGGAAGAAAGAACCGAAUGGGCAAACUUCAAAUCCAGGACAAGAUCCGAAAGUCGAUCAGUCUAAACCUGGUCAACAACAAGAGAAGGGUCCAGUGGGAUUGGGUUCAGGAUUGGCUUCUUUGGAGUCCAAGAAGCUGAAAACAAAAUCAAAAUCUUCAAAUUGAAAUUUCCAAACCUUGAAUCAGAUUUCAAGAACAAUCAACUCAAGCGAUGGAGACGAGGCUUGGUAUCUCGAGUAAUGUCGAGAUCAAUAGACAGCUCAGAAUAGCAUUUUGGAUUUGGAUUUAGCUAUGGUGGUUAGCAUUUUGAAGGCUGUUUAUUUUGUUUUUGUUGACCUAUUAUUGUUUUGGGACCUUCUUAAUAAUAGUAAUAAUGAUAAUAUUAUAAUUACUUUGGUGGGGAAGGACGAAGCCAAGAACCCGUGGCUUAACCAUCUCGAUCAAAUAAUUGAUACUACUCUACUCUACUACUAUUAUGAUACGGUAUUAUUUUGGACCA
Messenger RNA from Andrographis paniculata, 4960 nucleotides. Its product is annotated as clustered mitochondria protein-like. The coding region runs from base 400 to 4626 and encodes 1408 amino acids. Gene Ontology annotation, cellular component: cytoplasm. NCBI's taxonomy places the organism in Eukaryota, Viridiplantae, Streptophyta, Magnoliopsida, Lamiales, Acanthaceae. Gene Ontology annotation, biological process: organelle organization. Gene Ontology annotation, molecular function: protein binding. The record is from RefSeq and is a predicted model, not a curated record. The transcript has 32 exons.